CGAGGGGCUGAGCCAAGCCGCCGCCGCCUCCCCUCCCUCCGCCGGCCGGCCGGGCCGCCGCCUUCUCCCGGGACCCGGGGGGGCCGGAGUGGCGCUGAACGGCAGGGUCCUGAAAUCCUGGAGGGUCUAGAAUCUAUUAUGAAUUGAGGAGCAAUUUUAGUGUCCAAGAAUGACAGCAGCUACAUGACCAAGUGGAUGCAUUGUACAAGAGGGCGUUAGUUACAUCUGCCAACUUUAUUGAACUCUUCCUUAAGUUCAGCCGUUAUUUUAUUUUAGAAGCGGAAAGACAAAGUAAGUUUUGAUGUUUUGUGUGGCAUCAACUGAAAUAGGAGCCAUCAUGAAUAUAACAAAGGGUGGGCUGGUGCUGUUUUCAGCUAAUUCCAAUUCAUCAUGCAUGGAACUAUCGAGGAGAAUUGCUGAACGCUUGGGGGUAGAGAUGGGCAAAGUUCAGGUUUAUCAGGAGCCAAACAGAGAAACAAGGGUGCAGAUUCAAGAGUCUGUGAGAGGAAAAGAUGUCUUUAUCAUCCAAACAGUUUCAAAGGAUGUGAAUACUACGAUCAUGGAACUCCUGAUCAUGGUGUAUGCUUGUAAAACCUCCUGUGCCAAAAGCAUUAUUGGAGUGAUUCCCUACUUCCCAUACAGCAAGCAGUGCAAGAUGAGGAAAAGGGGCUCCAUUGUCUCUAAAUUACUGGCUUCGAUGAUGUGCAAAGCUGGUCUAACUCACCUUAUUACAAUGGAUUUACAUCAGAAGGAAAUACAGGGAUUCUUUAAUAUUCCGGUUGAUAAUUUGAGAGCCUCUCCAUUCUUGCUUCAGUACAUUCAAGAAGAGAUCCCAGAUUACAGGAAUGCUGUGAUCGUGGCCAAAUCACCUGCAUCUGCAAAGAGGGCACAGUCAUUUGCUGAGCGCCUGAGGCUGGGAAUUGCUGUGAUUCAUGGGGAAGCUCAAGAUGCUGAAUCUGACCUGGUAGAUGGUCGACAUUCACCUCCUACAGCCAAAAGUGUAGCUGCUAUUCAUCCCAGUUUGGAGAUACCCAUGCUGAUUCCAAAGGAAAAACCACCUAUCACAGUUGUUGGAGAUGUAGGAGGAAGAAUAGCCAUCAUUGUGGAUGACAUUAUAGAUGAUGUUGACAGCUUCCUUGCUGCAGCAGAGACUCUCAAGGAAAGGGGAGCAUACAAGAUUUUUGUAAUGGCGACCCACGGCCUGCUGUCUUCAGAUGCUCCCAGGUUGAUAGAAGAGUCUGCUAUUGAUGAAGUUGUUGUAACCAACACGAUUCCACAUGAAAUACAAAAACUCCAGUGUCCCAAAAUUAAGACUGUCGAUAUCAGUAUGAUCCUCUCAGAAGCCAUUCGCAGAAUCCAUAAUGGGGAGUCCAUGUCUUACCUUUUCAGAAAUAUAGGACUAGAUGAUUAAUCUUUUCUUUUUAUUCUAAAGAAAAACCAAGGGCCAAACUGGAAUUGUAUAGAAAACAAGCUGUGAAGCAUCAUGCUUACCUUAAUAUUUCGAUUGAGUCAUUUCUGUUUUGUUGUUUUUAUUGGUUUAAAUUUGAAGUUAAACUAGAUUUCAAGAGCUAUUUUUCUUUGCAGUUUUUGAAAAAGACCCAAACGUUUUCCAAAAAGAGAGGAAAAAAAGUUGUUCUAGUUGCUUUUAGGUUAGUUGCACUAUGUAUUGAAAACAAACACUUGAAGCAAGAAUUUAGCUCAUAAACUAAACAUUCCUUUUCCAAAGCUGCUUGCUACAAGUGCUUUAAAAAGUUGAUAAAUGAAGUGACUGUAUAAUAUUUGCAUUUUAAAAGCCAAAAAGGUUGUACUGUUGUAUGCAGUUAAGUGACAUUUUGUAGAAGUGCUUUUAUAGAAAAGCAUAUGAAAUAUGCACCUGUAUUUAUUUUCUGCAACAAAGAAUAAAGAUUUGUUAUGUGUGA
Molecule: messenger RNA, 1919 nt
Organism: Gopherus evgoodei (Goodes thornscrub tortoise)
Lineage: Eukaryota; Metazoa; Chordata; Testudines; Testudinidae
Gene: PRPSAP2
Product: phosphoribosyl pyrophosphate synthetase associated protein 2
Exons: 13
Coding region: 302-1411 (369 amino acids)
Biological process (GO): purine nucleotide biosynthetic process; 5-phosphoribose 1-diphosphate biosynthetic process
Cellular component (GO): ribose phosphate diphosphokinase complex; cytoplasm
Molecular function (GO): ribose phosphate diphosphokinase activity; magnesium ion binding
Source: RefSeq, a predicted model, not a curated record